Hippocampus comes (tiger tail seahorse) is the source of this 8331-nucleotide messenger RNA. It is a transcript of the gene ralgapa2, whose product is annotated as Ral GTPase activating protein catalytic subunit alpha 2. The coding region runs from base 189 to 6386 and encodes 2065 amino acids. Gene Ontology annotation, cellular component: nucleus; cytoplasm. Gene Ontology annotation, molecular function: GTPase activator activity. The record is from RefSeq and is a predicted model, not a curated record. Lineage: Eukaryota; Metazoa; Chordata; Actinopteri; Syngnathiformes; Syngnathidae. The transcript has 41 exons. Gene Ontology annotation, biological process: positive regulation of GTPase activity; regulation of small GTPase mediated signal transduction.
GUCGCUGUCAGACGCGCUUCCGUGUUUACACUCCAGCCAGAAAAAAAGAAGGGGGGAAAAAACACUGGCGGCUGUUGGGCGAAUGUUUACCGAGCAAGCAUCGAGUGGUGGUGAGGGAAGUGACAGUCACACUGGAGCCUCGGUAACAACACAGGUGAUCGGCUUCCACGGUUGUAUUUGACAGCGGAAUGUUCACUCGAAGGGGCCAUGGAGACGUCAAGAAAUCUACACAGAAAGUUUUGGACCCAAAGAAGGAUGUUCUGACGCGGCUGAAGCACCUGCGCUCACUGUUGGAUAUCAUCGACAAGAGUGAGCUGAAGCUAUUCUUCGAGAGCAAUGGUUCGCAGAUUUAUUUUAUCUUCUAUGAAAAUUUCAUUACACUGGAAAGCAACUUAAAACAAAAAGGGAUCAAGUCUCAAAGGGAGGAGCUGGACUCCAUCCUCUUUAUUUUUGAAAAAAUUCUGCAAUUUCUGCCAGAGAAAAUCUACAACCGGUGGCAGUUUCACAGUAUAGGUUCUAUCCUGAAAAAGCUUCUACACACUGGAAAUUCUUUCAAGAUCCGGUGUGAGGGGAUGCGUCUCUUCCUGCUGUGGUUGCAAGCCUUGAGGGACAAUUGUGCUGAGGAGCAGUUCCUUAUCUAUGCCUGUCUGGUGCCAGGUUUCCCAGCAGUGCCCUCGUCCAGGGGGCCUUGCACCCUUGACACGAUCAUUUACAACCCUUUCUCCAACCCACCUGACGCUAAAGUGGUGCCUGAAGAGAUCACCCCGCUUGUUCCGGCUGUGGCUGGCGAGAAGGGAGCAGAUGACCAGACUUGUUACGUCCUUGAAACCCUUCUCAAGUUCAUGGUUACCCAGGCAUCCAGCUUAGAGUGGAGGAACAAAGAAAACCAGGAGACAGGCUUCAGGUUUCUCUUCAGCCUGUUCAAGAAGUACUACCUUCCGCAUCUCUUCCCCUCCUUCACAAAGCUCACAAAUCUCUACAAGCCUUUAUUAGACCUCCCACAUCACAGACCAAAACCCUUGUAUGUGCCAGUGACAAGGAACAACGAGAGCACCUUCUGCACUAGGGACCAAUACCUGGCUCCCCGUGUAGCCUUCAUCACCUGGCUGGUCACUUUCUUCCUCAAGAAGAAGUAUAUCAGCAGCGCUGCAACAGCGCAGAAUACAAAGAAUGGCCCUGAAGUCCUUCCCAAACUCAUCCAGACUGUCACUGCAGGCAGUAGCAGCCAGGAAAAGGAGAAGGAGAAGACAUCAGAUGGGGACACAAACGGGCCGACGGGGGAGCCUGAGAAGAGCCACUCCAACAGCAGCACACUCUCAGAUCGACGGCCCAGCGAUUCCAGUUUAUGUAGCAUUGAGGAGGAGCACCAGUACGUCUAUGACAUGGUGCAUGCCAUCUUACUAUCCACCAGGGACAAUGUGAAUUUUGUCAACGAGGUCUUCCACCAGGCUUUCCUGUUACCAUCCUGCGAAGCAUCGGCGACCAGGAAGGUGAUCAAAGUGUACCGAAUGUGGAUACUGCAGGAGAAGCCCAGCUUUAUGACUGAGCCAGACAAAACUGCACAAGAUGAUGAAGUAGAUGGUAGCACUGAGCAGAUACUCAGCACAGAGAAUAAUAACAUGCAAGCACAGAUACUUCAGAGUCACGGCCACAAGCGAUCAUCAAGUUGGGGAAGGACCUACUCUUUCAGCAGUGCGAUCAGUCGAGGUUUUCUCACAGAGGAGAAAAACAGGGAUAUCAAGGCGGGCAUCCAGCCCACACUCCAGGUGUUCCUGACAAACUCUUCAAAUGUUUUCCUCCUGGAGCCAUGCCAGGAUGUGCCCAAGCUCCUGGAGAAUCAGGUUGAGGUGUGCAAGUGCGUCCUGAACAUCUACCGACACAUGAUCAUGGAGCACACCAUGAACACAGAGACCUGGGAGCAGAUGUUGCAGGUCCUACUGAGGAUCACUGAAGCAGUGAUGAAGAGGCCAUCAGAAAACCAAAGAAAAGACGGCUUUGCUGAAAGUUUGGCAUCCAUCCUUUUUCGCACCAUCAUUGUGGCAUGGGUGCGAGCCAACCUGUGUGUGUACAUCUCUCGGGAGCUGUGGGAUGAGCUGCUUUCAGUGCUGUCCUCUCUGACUUACUGGGAGGAGUUGGUGACAGAGUGGGCCAGCAUCAUGGACUCCUUGACGGCUGUGCUGGCCCGCUCUGUUUACGGCCUAGACAUGGCCAACCUGCCUCUGGAUAAACUCAGUGAACAGAAGGAGAAGAAGCAGCGAGCACGUGGAGUGAUUCAGGAUUCCCAGAAAGGAGCCGCAGUGGCACGUUCCUUCUCACUAAGUUGGAGGAACCAAGGAGACCUGGGUGGGACAGGAGUUCAGGAACCAAUGAGGAUUCGUUCUGCCACCACGUCAGGUGCUCCUGGUGUGGAGAAGGCCCGCAGCAUUGUGCGACAGAAAGCUUCUGCUAAACGAAGCCAGUCCAUCAGCAACUGUGUUCACCUAUGUGAGGCUUUGCCCACUACUAAAAGCGUUCCUAGCCUGCUCCACACUGUGAGCUCUUUCUUGCCUGGUAUCUCUUCUGGUAACUCUACUUGCUCUCACAGACUCUCAGACGUGGAGGAAUGUCAGCUCUCAGAAGGGGGAGAAGAACUAGGGGGAGGAGAUAGCCCGCUCCUUCGUAGCAGCAGCACCUCAGACAUCACGCAGCAGCUUUCUGACACAUUACAAGCCCAGAAGAGAGAGCCUUCACCUACUUCCUUUGGUUCCGAUAGCGGAACAUCGGAGAGGCGAGAGUGCAGUGAACUGCCAGUUAUCCUGAUCCGCCAAAGCAGCAGUCCAGUUGAGACAGAAAAUAGUGCUGAGGGGUACCAUCACUACUCAAGGGCCAAGCUCAGAGAGAAAAGUGAGAGUAUUAGCAGCGAGACAUCGAAUGGCUAUUUGAAUGAAGCUGAGGUCACCUGGCAGGUGUUUGACGAGGAGGCUGACAAUCAGUCCACCCAGUCAGCUCACAUGGACGUGACCGCUGACCCGCAGAGCCAGGGGAGUCUGCUUCUCAGUCACCAUGAGGCUCUAGCAGGUCCUGAGUGUUCUCUGUCUCCUCACUCUUCACCCCCACCCCAACACAACAUCCACUUCCACUAUCCUCAGAAACCCCCCGCCUCCCCAGCCUUAGUGGUGCACACUGAGUGCCCGCAGGAUUGCCCCCUGGACGACAGCAUUCAUCAGUCUGUCUUACAUAUGCCACACCACUUGGACAGUAGCGAGUGUCUGACUGAUGAUGUCAGCAUCAUUGCGGGUGGGACCCUGACAGGAUGGCAUGCUGAUUCAGCCUUUGUCCUGUGGAGGAGGAUUUUGGGUAUCCUUGGAGAUGUCAACAACAUCCAAUGCCCCAAAAUCCACGCCAAAGUGUUUUCUUAUCUCUAUGAGCUGUGGCAAAAACUUGCAAAGAUUCGAGAUAACCUUGGUAUCAGUGUGGACAAUCAGUCUUCUCCCCCACAGCCUGCUUUCAUUCCUCCACUCCGUAUGCUUGCCUCCUGGCUAUUCAGGGCCACCAUGCUACCAGCAGAUUACAAAGAAGGCAAACUGCAGGCUUAUAAAUUGAUCUGUGAGAUGAUGACCAGACACCAGGAUGUCCUUCCCAACACUGAUUUCCUGGUGCACCUCUACCACGUCAUGCACAAAGGUUUUACUAGCAAUGAUCAGGAUACUUUGAACACCAUUAUCAGUUCCUGCUCUCCAAGAUUUUUCUUCCUCGGCCUGCCGGGUUUCACAAUGCUGGUUGGCGAUUUUAUCACUGCUGCUGCCCGUGUCCUCAGUUGUGACUCUGCAGAGGCUCCCAGGAUGGAGGCUCAAACAAUUCUUGGCUCGUUAGUGUGUUUCCCAAACCUUUACGUCCACGUUCCAGUCCUGCGGAGUGUCCCCGGCUCUGAUGAUGUCCUUGUAGGAAAGGAGGAUAUCAAGGAUUAUCUUGUCAAUAUCCUGCUUGAGGCUGCAACAAAGGAACACUGUGAAGGGGCCAGGUGUAUUGCGGUGUGCAGCCUGGGCCUGUGGGUUUGCGAGGAACUCAUGCAAGCAAAUAUACAUGAUCAGGUGAAAGAUGCCAUCAAUGUCCUGGGAGUAACACUUAAGUUUGGAAACAAAGCUGUGGCUCAGGUCGCCUGUGAAGUGUUUCAGCUCCUCAUCUCUCAUUGGGAGCCUCUCCAAAAUGUGGAGCCGACUCUGCCUAAGAAAAUCAUCGAGAUAUUUGUGGCCACAACAGCCUUUUUGUUGCCGAGUGCUGAGCACUCAACAGCGGAAGCAGACAAAAAGUUGGUGGUGUCCCUGCUGUUAUGUCUGUUGGACUGGUGCAUGGCUGUUCCCUUGAGUCUACUUUUGGAACCGAUUACCACAGCUUUGCUGGAGGACCACACAUCCCACAAAGCCCCCCUACUGGACUACAUCUACAGGGUGCUGCACUGUUGUGUGUCGGGCUCCACCCUCCACACACAACAGAGUCACUAUCUCCUCAGCCUGGCAGACUUGUCCGCUGACUACGAUCUCAUGUUGGGGCAGGUGAAGAGUUUUGAGCCACCACCUUCCCAGACGACCUCUAGCGACUUCCGCAGCUUGCUCACCGUAGCAGAGGAAAAACGGCGUCGGAGCAUGGAGCUGAUUCCACUAACAGCAAGGAUGGUCAUGACGCACCUGGUGAAUCAUUUGGGACAUCAUCCUUUAAACGGAGGCCCAGCCCUCCUCCAUAGCCUAGUGAGCGAAAAUCAUGACAACCCUUACGUGGAGUCGUCCGAGCUGUCCUCAGAGGUCUUCAAAAGCCCCAAUCUUCAGCUGUUUGUUUUCAAUGAUACCACACUGGUGUCCUACCUGCAGAUCCCCGCAGAGACCCCCACUGUCGGUCAACCCCCCAACCCGUCCUCACAGGUGCGCAUCAUUGUCCGUGACAUUUCAGGUAAAUAUUCGUGGGAUGGGACAAUCCUGUUCUCAACGAACCAGGAAGACUGCGAGGAUAUCAGCGUUUUUAAGUCAUUCGAUCAUACGCUUGCAACCACCACUGCCGCCGCUGCGGCACACAGCAAACAUCUGCCCGGUUCUCCAACAACAGGAUCGUCCAAGUAUCAUUUCUCUGUCUCCGAUUCCAUCCCUGACUCCUGCGACUUGGAGGAAGUCGAUUAUCUUCACAAACUUUUGGAGGAUCUCGGUCUGAGCAGCCCAGAAUGCCUCCCCAAAUCUCAACUCAAGCUAAAUCAGCCGGCCCCCUCACCCUUGGGCAUGAACCUUGAGCAGGAAAGUGCCAUCCUCAGUGCCAUUCUUCGUCAGACUCAGCAGGAGGAGGAGCAGGUGAAAAGGUGGGAUGCUGAUGUGAGCUUUCGGGCCUCCUCCCAGAGGGAACCGUCCCACCGGGAACCCAAGGCACCUUUUUAUUACUGUCGACUACUGCUGAAUGACCUUGGCAUGAACUCCUGGGAGCGAAGGAAAAGUUUCCACUUGCUGAAGAAGAACUCCAAACUCUUACGAGAACUAAAGAAUUUGGAUUCUCGACAAUGUCGGGAGACGCACAAGAUCGCUGUGUUCUACAUUGGCGAGGGCCAAGAAGACAAGUGCUCCAUCCUGUCAAACAGUGCCGGCAGCAAGGCUUAUGAAGACUUUGUUUCCGGGCUUGGAUGGGAGGUGGAUCUGGCCACACACUGCGGUUUUAUGGGCGGCCUCCAGAGGAAUGGCAGCACAGGACUAACAGCUCCCUACUAUGCUACCUCCACUGUAGAAGCCAUCUUCCAUGUCUCGACGCGUAUGCCAUCUGAUUCUGAUGACUGCCUCACCAAAAAGCUUCGUCACCUUGGAAAUGACGAGGUGCACAUCGUGUGGUCAGAGCACACCAGGGAUUAUCGGCGUGGCAUCAUUCCAACGGAUUUUGGAGACGUGUUGAUUGUCAUUUACCCAAUGGAGAACUCCAUGUAUUUCAUCCAAAUCAUGAAGAAACCACAGGUUCCCUUCUUUGGGCCUUUAUUUAAUGGUGCCAUCAUCAAUGGGAAGCUGCUGCCAAGCUUAGUGCGGGCCACUUGCAUCAAUGCCAGCAGAGCUGUCAAAUCCCGGCUGACUCUUUACCAGAGUUUCUAUGAAGAGAGGGCGCUCUACCUGGAAGCGAUUGUCCAGAAUCACAGAGAGGUCAUGACAUUUGAAGACUUUGCCUCGCAGGUGUUCUCUCCCUCCCCUGGCUAUCCAACGAGUGGGACAGGUUCCUUCUCCGGCAGCACAAACACUGAAGCCUCCGCCUACUCCUCAUCCGCCUCCGCCGCCGCUACAUCGGCAAACCCUGUUGACCAGGUUUCCCCCAACAUGCCCCGGGCCGCCAGGAACCGAGUCUCAGGAAGACUCCGCCGAUCGGCUAGCGCAAUAAGCAAAUCGUCCAAUUGAGCUGAAAAGCAGCCUGGAAGCUCUGCCUGCAAGAAACCGUGUCAUGUUUUUGUUGUUGUUGUUUUGUUGGCUCGUGGCACAUGAAUCUGUAACUGGGCAAUGCAAUUUUGAAUUUAAGUGGCAAUCACUCACUUUGUUGUGAUGUUUCCUCUUUAAGCAGAACAUUAGCCCGAAGCUGUUUCAGCCACUUUGACAGCGAGCAGUGUCAUUUAUUUUUUUUUCCUCUUGUGUCCUCUAAUGCAUUUGAGGAAACCAAUCUUUCUAGGAAACGGGAGACUUAAUUUACCUUUCGCUCCCUUAUGUUGACUAUUAGUUACCAAAUACUGACUUCCCUUUGAAAACCUUUAUCUGCCUUUCGUCCACCUUCUUUUUGUAUUUGUGUUAAAGGGUGCUACUUGAUUGUAGGGAGCCCCUAACACAAGUUUUGAAUCAUCUGUUUGGUAGCCGCCCUUUGCUGCAGCACAAGUCGCAGCUGCACUUGCUGUUUUUGAAGCCAGAGUGGACAAUCGGUGACAUCUUUCUAACUUGAGUGGAACUGAAAGUUGUUGGAUUCUUCUUCUUUUUUUUUUAAUCACUCUAAGGUUCCUUUUUUUAAACAGAUUCAAAUGGAUUGUGCCAUGAUUUGAUUUAUGCAGCUCUGCUGGAAUGAGAAAAGACUGCGUUUGUAAUUGCAUUGUGAUGUUGUUAACAUGGGCUCGUGUCCGGUAAUUGAAUAAGUUCCUGCUGUCUCUUUCCUCCUCCAUUUGUUUCCCUGUCCUGUGGCAUCGACAUUCCAACAUUCAAGCCAUUGAUUUUUUGUUUUGUUUUUUUUUCUGUCUCUUGGAUCAACUAGCAUUGAAUGCUCUGGGGCGUAUAUUGCUUUAAAUGUUAUUUUCUCUUGUAUGUUUCUUAGAUGUAAAUAGAGAGUCCUAUUUGAUUAAUUAUUUCUACUGUUGUGUCGGCGAUAGCUCUAUAGUUGAUACACUGAUGAGUGUGUGUAUGGAUGAGACAGUUCCUCACACUGCCUGUGGAGUGUCUGUCUGCUCUGAUGUUGUCCCAUGGCCGUUUGAGACAAAACAUGGAACGCCCUUCGACUUGUCUUCUUUAGCCGCGCGUGUUUUUCCCCUCUCCCCCGCGACCCGCAACAAAAACAACAGCAGAUGGAUUUGGAAUGGCUGCUCCUCUUAAUUAUACGUGCGGCGCUUCUCCCUCUUGUCUUUGCCUGCAAAUGGAAUCAAGUGGCUCCUCCUUGUUCCCAUGAUCCACAAGCUUGAGUUUGGCGUGGCAUGCCUGAGGUGAACUCUCAGAGGCCUCCAAGCAACAGCCUGGCUGGCGCUCUCACCUCUCCGGUUGCCAUGGCAGCCAGGUGUUGCCCACACACACACACACACACACACACACACAUACACACACGUAGGUACCCUCUGAGGACUCCACCCAGGCUGCAAAGCUUAUCCCCAUCUGGUGCGUUCGGAUGCCUUACUUUUCCACUCCUCCUCUCACAUCGCCAGCUAUGUUUGUUUGCUUGCUGGUGGAUGCAAACAUGCACCUACUUGAAGCUGGCCAGGUGUUUCUGCUUUUUGUCUAUUUGGAAGAGGAAGAAUGUAUAAAUCCCGACACCGUCAAGGGUUUUUACUUCCCCUAUAAAGUCACUGAAAAUAAACAUCUAACGAUUGUAGCAAUAGUGAUUUUUUUGUGUGUGUGAGUGUGUGUGUGUCAUUGCGGGUGUUUGAGCGUUUCUUGUAUGUACACGGUGUCAAAUCUGAGGGCUUGAUCACCUUCUUAAUAUAAAUAGAUAAAUGCCAGUAAUAUAUUCUUUGUAUAAGAGCAAGAGGGGGAUUUAAAGGCAAAAAAAAGCUUGAAGAUUUCGUCUUUUGUCAACAUAUCACAUGUUUUUAAUGAUCCGCAAUCUUUUAUUAGAGAUGUGAAAAUUGAAACAUUUCAUUAAAUGCAAUUUGAAAUUGUA